GUUCUGCCAGAAGUCCCCGCAGCUUGCGAAAUGCGAACGCAACCGCGGAAGAACAGCCUUCUGGUCUUAGCCACCGCGCCACGGCGAAAAAGGCGAUAAGCUGGCUAAAGCCGCGAAACUCCACUUAUUUAAUGGAAGUCUCAAGAACUGCGAGCGGCCUCUACGGGUAAUCUCCUGCAUGCCCCCGGGUUAAUAUUGAACCAAUUCGGUGUCUCGAACCUCAACUAAAUUACCCUUUAGUCCGCAUCGCCUGCCAGUGCAAGUGCUAGCCCUGAGUUUACCUUCUAUGGUCUUCAUUUACUGUCUCUUUGUCCGUAUCCGACGCUCCCCACAAUCUAUUUCGUUAUAAAACGAAGAGGGUUUCCAGCGAACCAUUCACAAGAAUGCUUUGAUAUCCGGUUCUGUUCUACAAAAUAAUACCCUCUUAUUCUUACUAGCAUGAAAACUGGAACAACAAAUUUUUCUGCGUUCUUACUAUUCCAUCAAUUUUUGCGGCAAUAUUCUUCUAUCCACACAAUAUCUCCAUCACAGACCCUUCAAGAAAGCAUUAAAGCUGCAGUUGAAUCAAAGUUGUAUAAGAAACUACCAGAUUUGUUUCCUUCUUUGCGAGAUGCUUGCCAAAACCCCAGUCCUUUCUCGUUUCUCUCUACCCUUCCUGUUAACUUCACAACACAAGUUGUGGAUGAGAUAUUGCAGUCUUUAAUCCCUCUCAGACCUCGCUCAAGGCCCCAGCUUGUCUAUGCCUCUCUGCUUUUCUACACUCUUCAAAGCCCUUCACCGCUUCCCCUCUCUCUUUCUGUCCUCCAGCGGAUUCUCCACUCUGGUUGUGUCCCUGCCCCACAGACCCACCUACUCCUCUCUUCUGCAUGGCUAAAACAGCGUGGCCAGUCUAAGUCUGUUGCUAAUAUCUUGCUGGACAUGCGAUCAAUUGGAUACGAGCCUGACAGCAGCAUAUGUAAUUAUCUUAUAUCCUCCCUUUGUGCCAUUGAUGAGUUAGCAGAGGCUUCUCAAGUUUUGAAGGCUAUGGGAGGGGCAGGAUGCAUUCCUGACUUGGAGAGUUACGGCACUUUAAUUGGUGCAUCAACAGCAGUUAGACGGACACGCGAGGCAGUGGAAUUACUGAAAGAAAUGGUAGUAAAAGUUAAAUUGACACCAAGACAAGGAACAAUUAUCAAUGUAGUGGCUGCAUUACGAGCAAACCGAGAGAUAAGGAGAGCAGUUGAGAUCAUUGAGCUCUUGGAGAAGGAGAGCCACAAUGUUGGAUUUGAGAGCUAUGAGCUCCUCGUUGAGGGUUGUCUGGACUGCCGUGAGUAUAUUUUAGCUGGAAAGGUGGUCAUGGGGAUGACAAAGAGAGGGUUUAUACCCUACAUCAGGGUUAGGCAAAAGGUUGUUGAGGGGCUGGCUGAUGUGGGAGAAGUGGAACUGGCUUCUGCUGUGAGACGCAGAUUUGCAGAAUUGAGAUCUUAGAUACUUUAAACUAUUUAUAUUUUUAAUUUGAAAUAUAUAUUCUGCAUCAGAAUGGCUUGUGGGAAAGAUUUAAAGAAGAAUUUUACAUGAUAAAUACUCCUUGAAUAGAUUUAUUUUAUUCUGUUUGAAUCCUGCCUUUUCUUUCAAACUGCUAUUGCACAUAAAUGACAACUUCUUACUGAUUUAAUUGCAUCACUGCAGAACCUAGUUUAGUGGAUAUAAAAAUCUGCAUAUGAAUCAUAAUCUUUUAAUUUAGCUUCUUCACUCCUAAAGGUAGCUCAAUAUCAAUUAA
Momordica charantia (bitter melon) is the source of this 1759-nucleotide messenger RNA. Its product is annotated as pentatricopeptide repeat-containing protein At1g06270. The record is from RefSeq and is a predicted model, not a curated record. Gene Ontology annotation, molecular function: protein binding. NCBI's taxonomy places the organism in Eukaryota, Viridiplantae, Streptophyta, Magnoliopsida, Cucurbitales, Cucurbitaceae.